Molecule: messenger RNA, 1218 nt
Organism: Didymosphaeria variabile
Lineage: Eukaryota; Fungi; Ascomycota; Dothideomycetes; Pleosporales; Didymosphaeriaceae
Exons: 3
Coding region: 1-1218 (405 amino acids)
Biological process (GO): protein polyubiquitination; ubiquitin-dependent protein catabolic process; positive regulation of proteasomal ubiquitin-dependent protein catabolic process
Cellular component (GO): ubiquitin ligase complex; cytoplasm
Molecular function (GO): ubiquitin conjugating enzyme binding; ubiquitin protein ligase activity; zinc ion binding
Source: RefSeq, a predicted model, not a curated record
AUGGCUCGCACGCGCGGUACCGGACGCGCUGUCGAACAAUCCCUUCCGCCCUCAAACACCGGUAGCUCUGGUAAUCCCACCGUCCUUCGCGGCAGCAACAGCCCUGCGCCCGCGGCGGCCGAUGCACCCGCCCUACCAAUAAGCCGUUCAGGCCUGCGCCCUGCGAAGAGCUUGGGAAGGAUUAUCGUAGGCCAGCAGACAAUGAAGGGCAACCGGGUCGAGAAGGCCGCUCCGAAAAAGAAGGAACCCAAGCUGAAGCCUGUCAAGAAAGAGUGCAUCAUCUGUGUUACCACCCGCCAGGUCGGUAAUUCCGCAGGCCGCGGCUUCAAGGCCGUGGAGGGCGCGUGUGAGCAUUUCCAGAACACCUGCAAUGUCUGCAUCGGAAAGAUGAUCAAGGAGAAGAUCGUGCAGCGCGAUCUCGGUGAAGCAAUUCUGAUCUGCGCUUUCCCGGAUUGUGAGCACGUGCUCGACUACCACACCAUCAUGGGAUUGAUUUUCAAAGGCGCCCGAGAGAACUGGGACACCGCGCUGGUGAACCACCAUCUCCGCACUAGCGAAAACUACAUUGCUUGUCUGAACCCGGCAUGUGCACAAUAUUUCUCGAUCGAAGAUUGCCAGGGCAAGUUACCAAAGUCGUCCAAGUCCAGCCGCGGCCAGAAGAUCGCCUGUCCACACUGCGAGGAGAGCAUGUGCAUGAAGUGCAUGCGCCCAUGGCACGCUUCGACCAGCUGCAGCAAAUUCAAGAUCGCCGAAGAGAAGCAUUCCUUGCAAGCCAUCACGGACAUGGGAGCCAAGCCCUGCCCCAAGUGCGGAGUCAAAAUCGUGAAGAACGGUGGCUGCAACCACAUGAAGUGUGGCCACUGCAAGCAAGACUUCUGCUUCUCGUGCUUAGUCGCCUACGGUCCGAAGAUGCAGCAUGGCGACGGCUGUGCCGAAACCCAGCGUAACAUCAUGCAGGAUCCUCGCAAUUGGCUUCCCGAUAACGUCCUUCCUGGAGAUGGCUGGGUCGACGCUAUGAUGGCCGCCGCACAAGGACCACCACAGCCUCCGUUCGUCCCACACCAGCCAGAUGAUGGCCCUAUUCAGGUCGGUGCGCCUCAGCAACCUGGUCAUGCUGCGGGUAUAUUCGGCUUCCUGCAGCAGAUGAUGCAUAUCCACGCACGCGCAUUCAACAACCAUCUCAACGGCAACGCUAACCAUGGUCAGAACCAACCUUGA